This is a messenger RNA of Medicago truncatula (barrel medic), 2400 nucleotides long. Its product is annotated as zinc finger CCCH domain-containing protein 34. NCBI's taxonomy places the organism in Eukaryota, Viridiplantae, Streptophyta, Magnoliopsida, Fabales, Fabaceae. The record is from RefSeq and is a predicted model, not a curated record. The transcript has 7 exons. The coding region runs from base 284 to 1732 and encodes 482 amino acids. Gene Ontology annotation, molecular function: metal ion binding; mRNA binding.
AAAGAAGGGGAUAGUUGCAGAGAUAGAAAGAUGAUUGAUGAAAAAUCAAAACGCAUUGAAAUUGAAAUAGAUACUGAAACUGAAACUGAAAGAAAGAAAGAGAAAGAAGACACAACAAAGUGUGUCUGUGUCUGUGUCCGCGUGGGUUAGACUAGACUCAUUACAAUACAGAUAGAGAUUUAGAGAGAGAAAAUCCCAACAACACCUUACUUUCUCUCUCUACAACCAACCACCCUUCCUUCCAUUUCAUCGGAACCUCUCAUUCUAGAUAGAUUACUCUUCAAUGGACCACUUUCCUCGCUCCACUCAACCUGAUCCGUCUUCUCAAUGGACCGGACCGGAUUCUCAAACCGGUUUAGAAGAACCUAUGUGGCAAUUGGGGUUAGGUAGUGGUGGUAGUGGUGAAGAUUCCUAUCCACAACGACCUGAUGAGGUUGAUUGUACUUACUAUUUGAGAACUGGUUUUUGUGGCUUUGGUUCUAGGUGUCGGUUCAAUCAUCCCCGUGACCGUGCCGCGGUUAUUGGAGCUGCUUCUAGGACUGUUGGGGAGUAUCCUGAACGUGUUGGACAGCCUGUGUGCCAGUAUUAUAUGAGGACAAGAUCUUGCAAAUUUGGUGCGUCUUGCAAGUAUCAUCACCCAAAACAGACAGGAGCCACUGAUGCUAGCCCUGUUUCACUUAAUUAUUAUGGAUAUCCGUUACGUCCGGGUGAAAAGGAAUGUUCAUAUUUUGUGAAAACAGGACAAUGCAAGUUUGGUGCAACUUGUAAAUUUGAUCAUCCAGUUCCUGCUAGUGUACAAAUUCCAGCUCCAUCGCCGGUUCCUCCGGUUUCAUCUUUACAUGUACCAGUACCUUCCCCAUUGUAUCCAACCGUACAGACCCCAUCUGGACCUUCUUCACAACAAAUUGGGGUACUGGUCGCAAGGCCACCUCUACUACAUGGUUCGUUUGUCCAAAGCCCCUAUGGACCUAUGGUAUUGUCCCCAACCAUGGUUCCUUUUUCUGGCUGGGGUCCUUAUCAGGCGACUGCAACAAGCCCUGUACUUCCUUCUGGUUCUCCAGCUAAUGUUGGUUCCACGCAGCUAUAUGGGAUAACCCAGCUACCUUCACCGGGUAAUGCCUAUACUGGACCUUAUCAACUUUCUGGUUCCUCAGUCGGUCCUUCAAGCAGAAAUCAGAACGAGCAAUCAUUUCCAGCAAGUCCUAAUCAACCAGAGUAUCAUUAUUACUCCAAACCAGAGGAGCUUCCUUUUGCUCCAUCUUAUAGGUAUCACAAACCACCAGACAUGAGUGCUCCAAAAGUGAAUGCCGUCCUUAGCCCUGCAGGUCUUCCGUUACGUCCGGGGGCAGCACUUUGCACUCAUUACGCACAGCGUGGUAUAUGCAAGUUUGGUCCUGCAUGCAAAUUUGAUCAUCCCAUUGCACCACUGAGUUACAGUCCAUCUGCCUCUUCCCUGACAGACGUACCAGUUGCACCCUACUUUGUGGGUUCAUCCAUUGGUACUCUUGUUCCUUCAUCUUCUUCACCAGAGUUGCAGCCAGAACUUACUGCAGGAUCCAGCAGGGAGUCUGUUCCUUCCAGAAUAUCGUCAUCAGUAAGCACAUCAACUGGAUCAGUUGGCUUGACUUUGCCAACUGGUGGCCCUGUUUCUCAAUCAAGCACUCGAAGUUCUAGUCCUUUAGCACCUGCCAAUACCACGACAAGUAGCAAUGUUUCUCACCCCUCAAAUUAAGAAAUGUGAAUGCAUACAUCUUCAUUACUCCUUUUUUUAUCUCAAUUCUUCAACCAAAUAUCAUUAUUCAAGGAGGUCGUCAAAUAGGGUUUUUUUUGUUCUCUCUCCCAGUUAUCCCAGUUCCUCAUUCAGAUCUAGCACAUUUCACACUGAUUAUCUAUGUUCAUAAAAUCUUUUUGUGGCCAUUCCUUUGAUCUUGAAUAAAACAUGGUUAACCAUGAGAACUUUAGCAACCCAUACAGCCGCCUUGCUUUAGAAUAACUCCUAAAGAAUCUGCAAUUCCAUUGUGCACAUGUCCAUCCACAUCUCCAAUAUUUGGAGUCUGUUGUGCUUAUUUAUGUUCCAAUCUUCUUUCAUAUGAGAACAUUCUGUCCAGACUUUCAUUGACCAUGUGUUUACGCCUCUUCCACCUGAACCCUUUUUGAAUUAGGUAGCAAUUUUCCAUUUCUGUUUUGGAAGUCCUAUUCAAUACUUCCCAACCUGUAUUUAAUAUUUAUAGGGUUUACUGUUGAGAAAUAAUCAGGAGACUGCAAUGAGGCUUCACAUUGUUAUGUUAUAUGGUUUGUAAUUUUUGGAUACACAGUGAUGUUGUGACAAUCAAAACCUUGACUUGGUAUUUGAACUUAUUACUGAAUACGUAUAUGAAGAAACACAUUUAAAUUAUCACA